AGCAGUACUACAGCUUUCAUGCAGCUUUUAUCCUGCAUACGAGUGAAAAAACAGGUAAAAAUGGCACAUCAAGAUUUUGAAGAGGAGAGACCCAAAGACCCAUUGGAGGAAAUGACAGAGGAACAAUUCCUCAAAAAUCUGUACAACUUCAUGAGGAAAAGAGAUACACCGAUUGAGAGGAUCCCCAAUCUGGGCUUCAAACAAAUUAAUUUAUUUUUGAUGUUCAAGACUGUCAAUGACCUGGGUGGCUAUCAUCAGGUGACUUCUCGCCAGCUGUGGAAACAAGUUUACAACAUGCUGGGAGGGAACCCACGCAGCACCAGUGCAGCCACUUGCACCCGCAGACACUAUGAGAAGCUGCUUCUGCCAUUUGAAUGCAACUUAAAGGGCAUAUUAGUGACUGCCGUCCCUCAGCAACCGACAAAGCACUACCACAGCGACAGAGAGGAUUAUGGUGGCCAGAGACCCUCGAAACGCCGGCUCUUAUCGCUGCAGCUGGAUCAGAGAUCUCACAACUUCCGGUCAGACCCCCUUGAGAGUCUCUACCCUUUACCUCUACACUACCCUCCCUACUAUCACCCAAGCCAACCAGUUCUGCACCCGCAUCCCUAUAUCAUGCACUCAGCACCACAUGGCUUUGGCAUAUCUAAGCCUCAGUUGCUUUUCCAUCCACCUCAUCCCAACUCAACAGACGCCGCUAAGGAUUCACUGGCUCAUUUGCGAAACCUGGCAGAGCGAUACAAAUCCCUGACUGAACCUCUCAAUCUGAGCGUGAAGGCAUCGUCCCGGGAGACUGACAGUAAUCCCAUCUCAUCGUUUUCCCCGCUAUCCAACAAAAAUCCAAAGUUUUUGAACAAACCCUCAACACUCUACAGCCCUCAUCAUACAGAGGUGCUAAGAAGUGAGGGAUGUGAGACGGAAGAUGGUGAGUCCAGUAAGCAGGUCACUUCCUUUCCAUUCCCUGCAGAAACGAGGGAGCCACACGGCAUCGAUGCCAAAGCCAUGACACCUUCCCAUUGUCCUGUGUAUGACCCUGUUCUGACACUUGGGGAUAAUGACAGCUCUGAAGUGACAGAAAAACCAAGCUCUCCACUAUCAGACAUCACCGUAAGGUCAGCAGAAGAUGGAGCGGCAAGUCCAGAGAAAAGAGGGCUCAGCCUCAGUCAUUUUUUGCAAACUCUUCCCCAACCAACGGAAGGCAAGAUGGAAAUUGAGGUACCGCUCUCGGUGUUCCGUAAGUGGCUUCAGUUGUGCGGCUCUCCUGCAAUCAUGCAUGAAGCCAGGGAGCCUUCGCUUGCUGAUCAUAAAGAGCCUAUCAGACAAAGGACCUGGUCUGAUCUGGACAUGUUCUCAAGUGAUCCUAGAUUUCCCCAACACCAAAGCAUAACUGAGGAUCUUGAGCCAAGGGGUGAACCAAGCCCCAUGCCAAUUCCACUAACAAGCAGAGCCCAGAGCUGUUCCAGCCCAAACCAUUUCACCACUCACAAGCCUCUGUCUUUAGGUGGCGUUCUGAAAAAGGCAGCCAGCUGGGACCUGUGGCCAUUUGAUCAUCAAGACAUGGAUAAGGCAUACAACCUCAAAUCCACAAAUUCCUGGGACAUCUGUGAAAAUAAGAGCCUUGCUCCCUCUAACCCAGGAAAUACGAUGUCCCUUGGAGGUCCACAAGUUGUUGCCACUAAAUUCUACGGAGAAGACAAAAUACAGUCAGAGGAAGAAAACGUGGAGAAGGAGCCCUCAGCUCUCCGCUCUGGAGAUUCCAGCUCUGCAUCUGUGUUGCACCUCACCACAGAGGAGGUCAUGAAGUUGAAGAAAAUCAUCUCAAGCUCAUCAUGAAGUACAGAUAAUGGCACUAUGAUAAAAGCACCACAUGGAAGCUGCUUUAUAUCCUGCUCUCUAAUAUCACAUCAUGUACAUAAGUUUUAUACUUUGUAAAAUAGAGAAUCUGGGCGGUGUUACGAAAUUUUUCAAAUUGCUCUAACACUGCUUUGUAAUCUUUAGCGCUUUUCAUUAUAAUUUUUUUCCAAAACACUUGUACCCAGUAAAAAGUGAUUAUUGUAAUUAACUGGGAAGGAAUGUAGCACAACCCACACAUUUGUUUUAUUUAUCUUUUUUUGUGUACAAAAUAUCACUUGUGUAAUAAAUGCAAUCCGUAAAUAAAUUCCCCAAAAUAUCUAAUGCUGUACUAUAUUUUUUACUUUUAUUUAAGAUUUUCUAUUUUCCCCGUGUGAUACUCAGCAAUCCACAGUCAGUACUGCAGAACAAUACCAGAAAAUGAGGAAAAUGGAAGAAAAUAUUACAAGAA
Menidia menidia (Atlantic silverside) is the source of this 2302-nucleotide messenger RNA. The record is from the annotation of a GenBank genome assembly. Lineage: Eukaryota; Metazoa; Chordata; Actinopteri; Atheriniformes; Atherinopsidae.